Molecule: messenger RNA, 894 nt
Organism: Cynara cardunculus var. scolymus (artichoke)
Lineage: Eukaryota; Viridiplantae; Streptophyta; Magnoliopsida; Asterales; Asteraceae
Product: germin-like protein subfamily 3 member 4
Exons: 1
Coding region: 54-704 (216 amino acids)
Cellular component (GO): cell wall
Molecular function (GO): manganese ion binding
Source: RefSeq, a predicted model, not a curated record
CAUUCUAAAAGUAGACUGCAAAAUUAACUCCACUGACAGAAAACAAAAGAAAAAUGUUGAGCUCAAAUCUUCUCUUUGCCAUUGCCAUUACCUUGUUAUGUAGUUUAUCUGCAAAUAGCGAUAACCUCCAGGACACCUGCCCAACCGACACGUCCUCUGAUACCAUAUUCAUCAAUGGCUUCCCUUGCAAAAACCCGUCAAACAUCACGACCUCUGAUUUCAAGAACUUGCUAUUAAGCCAACAAGGUAGCACCGACCCCUUCCUACGCUCCUCUAUCACUCUAGUCACUGCUGCCGAGUUCCCAGGUCUUAAUACCUUAGGAUUGUCAACUGCUAGAACCGACCUAGAAAUUGAUGGACUGGUGACGCCUCAUACUCACCCGAGAGCUAGUGAGAUGAUCUUUGUGGGAAAAGGUGUUGUGAUCGCUGGAUUUAUCGACACAAAAAGCAAUCUUUUUCAGAGCGUUUUGAGGGAAGGAGACGUGUUUGUCUUCCCGAAAGGAUUGUUGCAUUAUUGUCUGAAUAAUGGAUUUGAGGAUGCAAUUGUUUACUCUGUGUUCAAUGCUCAAAACCCUGGAGUGGUUGAUUUAGCGAAUGCUCUGUUUGGAGACAAGGAGUCUGGGAUGGCGACGGUGAAGAUGGCGAUGAAGAAAUUGGUGGCCCGUAUUGGUGACGAUACUACGAAACCUUACGACGAGCUUUAGUCGUCUUGUUGAUAUGAAAACUUGGAGUGUUGAUUUGAAUUAGUUUGUGGGAUAAACAUAGAACAAUAGAACACAAAAUAUAACGUUUUGCUUUUGUUUUUGUGGUUAUUUUCGUGUGUCAUGUGUGUAUAUGAAGAAAAAAGGCAUUGCUAUAUUGGCUUGUUCAAAUGAAAUACUUCAAUUCAUUUUC